This is a messenger RNA of Rotaria sp. Silwood2, 606 nucleotides long. The record is from the annotation of a GenBank genome assembly. NCBI's taxonomy places the organism in Eukaryota, Metazoa, Rotifera, Eurotatoria, Philodinida, Philodinidae.
AUGCUCCUUCGAGCCAAUGAACACAAACAGAUGGUGUGGAAGAAUGGAGGUGGAAUUACCAGUGAGAUUGCUCGUGCACCGAACAAUGAACAAGAAGAAUUUGAUUGGCGAUUAAGUAUAGCACAAGUGAAACCUCCCGGUGGUCCUUUUUCUAUUUUUCCUGACAUCGAUCGAACUCUAUGUGUUAUCAGUCAGCACGAACUUGAUCUGAUGUUCAAUAAUAACUGCAAUGAUAUGAUUCAUCUCAAUCAAGAUUCGUUGCCUUAUUCAUUUCCUGGUGAAUUAUCUAUCACUUGUCAAUUACACGGUGAAACAUUGACCGAUUUUAAUGUGAUGACACGACGUACUAAAUUUCACCAUGAUGUUGAACGUGUCAAAAUGAAAUCUAGACAAGAAACAACGAUCAAUGUUUUGGAUAACAGCAACGAAAUUGUAUUUGUCGUCGUUGGUCAAGGACAGGUGAUGACGAACAAUGGAAUUCAAAUGACAAAACAUGAUGCACUUCGAAUCGAUCAACAUCCGUUGAACAUACAGAUUUCUGCUGUCACCGAUAACACUCAACUCUAUAUAGUUCGACUCAAUCCGAUUCCCUCAAAAGAAAAAUAA